CAGGCCCUACCCCCGGGACACCCCGACGCUCACGUAGUUCAGUGGCAGCAGUCAACCCUGUCACUUCUCUUCAGGCUCUCCCAUGAGGCCAGCGAGCAGCGACCCCGGCUGCAGCGCCGCGGGAGAGACUUCUAGCCUGCCCCUCUAACGUGAUGGCCGUGGACAUAGAAUACAGCUACAGCAGUAUGGCCCCUUCUCUACGCAGAGAGCGCUUCACCUUCAAGAUCUCCCCCAAACUGAACAAGCCACUGAGGCCUUGUAUUCAGCUGGGCAGCAAGGAUGAAGCCGGCAGAAUGGUGGCCCCCACAGUGCAGGAGAAGAAGGUGAAGAAGCGGGUGUCCUUCGCCGACAACCAGGGGCUGGCCCUAACAAUGGUGAAAGUGUUCUCGGAAUUCGAUGACCCACUAGAUAUUCCGUUUAACAUCACCGAGCUCCUAGACAACAUCGUGAGUCUGACGACAGCAGAGAGUGAGAGCUUUGUUUUGGAUUUUCCGCAGCCUUCUGCGGAUUACUUAGACUUUAGAAAUCGACUUCAGACCAACCAUGUCUGCCUCGAAAACUGCGUGCUGAAGGAGAAAGCCAUCGCGGGCACCGUCAAGGUCCAGAACCUGGCAUUCGAGAAGGUCGUGAAGAUCAGGAUGACAUUCGAUACCUGGAAAAGCUUCACAGACUUCCCUUGUCAGUAUGUGAAGGACACUUACGCUGGUUCAGACAGGGACACGUUCUCCUUUGAUAUCAGCCUACCGGAGAAAAUCCAGUCUUAUGAAAGAAUGGAGUUCGCCGUGUGCUACGAGUGUAACGGCCAGUCGUACUGGGACAGCAACAAAGGCAAAAACUACAGGAUCACCAGGGCCGAACUCAGAUCCACCCAGGGAAUGAUUGAGCCGUACAAUGGGCCGGAUUUUGGGAUCUCUUUUGACCAGUUUGGGAGCCCUCGGUGCUCCUUCGGCCUGUUUCCAGAGUGGCCUAGUUAUCUGGGGUAUGAAAAGCUGGGGCCCUAUUACUAGUGAGUUGACUGCAGUUGACAGUCUGUGUCUCUGAUCAAGAUGGAGGCGAGAACGCGAGGCCAGAGGGAAGUUGAUCUGCCUUUAGGCGUGGUUUUUGAAAAGACAGGAUCCUGUUCACCUUUUUCUCAAACCGGCAAGUCCAGUGUGCUUCCAUCACGCCUGGUUUCUUGCUCAGAGGAGAGGAGGCGUGCUGAACCUCUGUGGUAUCCGGGUUGGCCACAAGGGAAUGCCAGGAUGGUGCCAGAAGGGCCUGGCGAGGAGCCAAGCUGGCAAGGACAGACAGCUGGCCUCCCUUCCACACUUGGUCUUCGAAAGUCACCCAGAAACCAGCCUUUUCCAGCCUUACAGUUGACCUCGAGGUCCUGCCCUGCCCAUGGCUUUCCAAGUGUCUCCUUCAUUCCACACGGACUCGGAGGGAGUCGCCCUAGUUCUGUGACACGCUGGCCUGAUACCCCACAGCCUCAGAAGAGGGAUGGGGGACAGCCGUUUUCUGUGCAAGCUCUUUCACUACAUUUCUUCCCCUUACACAGCCUAUCCAGUGAGCUCGAUGAGAUAGUCAAAGCAAAUAAGUAGUUUGUGUCUGGGAUAGGCACUCCCUCCCCUCUCUUCCUGACCCCUCCUCUGUAUCCCAGCAGAGAGCAACAUAUUAAUUACUGGAACGUCAUUGGUUCCCGUGUGGGGUCACAGGGCACAGCACCGGGACGAGGUGGGACAGUCUGAACUUUUAGCUUUUCCUCUUGGACUUUGGGGGAGCUUUCGAAGCGCUCGGUUUCACCCCGAGUUUUCAGAAGACUCAGUGACAAGAUGUGUGAGCUGCUUUUGUUUGAGAGAGUCGUAGCUCUCACGUCUCCUGGAGUGUCCACUUCAGUGCCUUGUCUGAGACUUUCCAAUAGCAAGACUAGCAUAUCCUGGAAUCCUCCAGAGCACGCUUAAAUGUGUUUGCAGUAUACAGUCAUAUUCAGGAUGCUUUACGGACCCCCCAAGGACACUGAGUAGGUGUUUUUUUAUUUAUGGUGUGUAUUAUAAAAGGAUAGGGGAGAAAAACCUUACCAAGUUUUUCUAUGUUAUUUUAAAUGUCAACUCUGAGGUAUCAGAUGAAUUUUUCUUAACCAUAUUGGAUUGCAGUUAUCAUUCGCUAGUGCGAGACUCCUGGAACUCUGACUGUUGGGUAAACCUCCAAACCCUGUGAUUUUCUUUAGGGCAAAUUAAAAUUUUAUAGGGGAGUUUGGAAACUUUUUACACGCAUAUUUGUAGACAUUUAGGGGUGUUGUUUUGUUUUGGAAGUUUGGUAAAAGAUGUCUGCUUUUCUUACUGAAGUGAUGUUUCCCUGAGACAAGAGGGAGUUUCACGGAUUCAGAGGCAGGGUCGCUGGGCGUAGCCCUUUGCCCUCUGGCUUCAUAAGUCAGCAACAGGCAGACAUCAAAUGUUUUUGAUCCUAGCGUGUGUGGUUUAUUUUUUAUCUUAACUUUUUCACUUUUGAAGUGUAAAGCAUUUUGACUUUUUUAAAAUGUUAUUUUCUAUGAUAUCUUAUUCCUAAAACUGGUACUAGUCUGCAAUCUGUGAAUUGUAUAUUGUGCCUCUCUCAGAGGGGUAGCGAUCUGGGGUUGCAUGCUGAUAUCUGUGAGGAAAUCACCUUUGUAAGUGAAGCUGAAAUUGGGCGACGGGGAGUUUGUGUUUUAUCUAAGCAUACCUUUAUGGGCAUACUUUAAAUGUUCCGGAUUUGGCGGUCAGAGCAGCUAGAUUUAAAUUGGAUGGAAGCAAAACUGAUCUCUUCUGGGUCAUGUAUUUUGUGGUAAGAAGGAAGACAGCCGGGGCACUGUUACUGCAGACUAAAGAUCAUGAAAGGGCCUCCGGGGAACUACAGAAUGAAGUCUAUCGAGUGGUGUAGAAUGAUGAUCUUCAGACAUUCCCUGUCAAGAUAUGAAAUAUGGUAAUUCCAUGUUAUGUAUCUCUCCUAACACAGACAUACCCUCACCCCCUUUUGCCCAGAUUUGCCCCAGCUUUCUUGCUUAUGGGCGCUAGUUGAAAGCCCCCAGCCUGCACACCUGGGGUGCACACCCUCUGCUCAGCUCAAAGGGCAUGUCUUCGCCUGCUCGUCAGGACCCUUCCCGAUGAAGCAGCCUGUGUGCUUGACUUCCUUAUCAAGGCUGUCACGUAGAGACUGAAGAGUCUGUCUUCUGUUUUUUUGCCUGCAACACAGCCCUUCUCCUUUUGACCCAGUCUGUCCCAUGACUCUGAGAUAGCCUCCGGAGCUGCAUUGAGAAACUGUAUGCUGAGUUCAGAGUUCACCAUUGUAGACAAAUUUACACACCUCAGAAGAUGACAGGCCCUCUUGCUUGAAGAUUCCACUGCAGGCUUGACCUGGAGAUCUGCCUUCGUGCAAUUCUUGGUUAUGGUGAUGGAUGGAUUCUAAUCCCCACACACUGUAAUCCAAGAAGGGAAGGCAACUCCAUUCUCAGUUCCAUAUUUAUUUCCCCAAAUUCCCUGGGGUGCCUUUCUUUACAAAAUGGGUACAAUAAAUAAGCUAGACCACAAGACACAUUCUCCAUGUUUCUUUCAGGAAGCAUUUGAGUGUUGUAAGAAUUCUUCUUAGGAAACCUAGGAAGACAAUGGAAGUCUAUGGUUCUGCAGAAACUGAAGCAACUUGAGUCAAUGGUGGGAGUUAUUUUAUCCCUGAGAUGGUAGCUUGGUGGCUCCUUGUUCUGGUAAGGUCUGCACUCAACUGUGUCUCCUGGCAUAAUCACAGAAACUGCAGAUAAGAUGUUCUGGAAAUCCUGGGAUCUUACCUGUAACGGGAUCUUCCGGAGUCACUCAAAGACGAUGUGGCAGCAAGGAGGACAACAGGCAAGAGAGGACUGGUUUCUCUGGUUGAGGGCUGUGAGGUACCCACAGCUCCAUCAGCAAAGCUGUGUGUGUUUCCACGGUUUCGCUGCUAGUUCCCAGAGACCCCUGGGGCCCAAGGACUUCUAGAAUGCACACGUGAUGAUGUUACACUUCUGCUUUAAUGUGAACAUUCAACUGACCGGGCUUGACGUCACUGUAUGCCUAAAUGUGCCUUGUCCAGAAACUUCUGCAUGUUUGUAAGAACUAUUUUUGUAUACAUUGGUAGAGGGGAGAUGCACUUUAAAAAAAUCACAAGAAUGGAUGUGUGUGUGUGUGUGUGUGUGUGUGUGUGUGUGUGUCUGUGUGUGUGUGUGUGUGGUGGGAGAGAAUGGUUUCUUUGUAUCUCAAAAGCAAAAAUGUAAUAAAUACAGAAAAAAAAACUUUCUUCAAUUUUUUAGCAUUGGAA
Molecule: messenger RNA, 4296 nt
Organism: Rattus rattus (black rat)
Lineage: Eukaryota; Metazoa; Chordata; Mammalia; Rodentia; Muridae
Gene: Ppp1r3b
Product: protein phosphatase 1 regulatory subunit 3B
Exons: 2
Coding region: 153-1007 (284 amino acids)
Biological process (GO): regulation of glycogen catabolic process; regulation of glycogen biosynthetic process
Cellular component (GO): protein phosphatase type 1 complex
Molecular function (GO): protein phosphatase 1 binding; glycogen binding; protein phosphatase regulator activity
Source: RefSeq, a predicted model, not a curated record